Pyricularia oryzae 70-15 is the source of this 342-nucleotide messenger RNA. RefSeq lists its product as uncharacterized. The transcript has a single exon. The record is from RefSeq and is a predicted model, not a curated record. Lineage: Eukaryota; Fungi; Ascomycota; Sordariomycetes; Magnaporthales; Pyriculariaceae. Bases 1 to 342 code for a protein of 113 amino acids.
AUGGACAGAGCAGAUGCGAUGGCAGCAUUAGCUAGCUCAUCGUCCGAAGCUCAUUUCGGAUACGGCAAGUGCAGGCUAGCUCCGAACCGAAACUGGGGCCUCUCCACACGAUUCGGAAACCCUUGCCGCCUCCGGGCAAGCAAACAAACAUGCAAGCGACUGGGCGCCGGCUGUCGAGCGAUCGCCAAGGCUUGUCCCGCACUCGACUCCAAUUUGCAGGUCGGGCGGGGUGAUUUUACCAUGCGCUUGUCCCGAUUUCGAAAUUGGUACCACACAGGAACGUCGGGCUCCGAGAACCAACUCACCUGGGCCUGGGACCCGGUUCAACUGUGGUUCGCUUGA